AGAGGGGGAUUUUGAGCCGGGUGAGAAGGGUGUCUGCAGGUGAAACCGUACGCAUAUGGGCACGGUUGCAGGCGCAUAUAGGAAGCGCUCUUGCUGGUGAAACCGUACGGUUGGAGGCAUACGGGGAAAAUCAUGGGGAACGCAAUGAGACGAGUCAUCGCGCGUUGUGUUUAGUUUUGGCGCUUUUUUUUAUUAUUCAUUGGUCGUUCUAUUGCCUUUCCCGCGUGAGUAAUUUUAUAUUAUUUAUAAUUUUAUGUUAUUGAUAAUUUUAUUAAAAUUAUAUUAUUAUUAUUAUUACGUCUGUGCGAACACGUAUACGUAUUUAAGGGCGUAAACGCAGAGCAAUCUAUUUUUUUCGACGAUGCGUAAGCCGAACGGAAAGACGCAUCCUCCGAGAUACCGCACGGAUUUGGGCGCGACGAGCGACUCAUCUCGUCGCCUUUACUCGGCAAAUUUUAAUUGGUCGAGCCCGUCGCAAAGCACGGGGGAAAGUCCAUGGUGAAACGCAUGUUCGAAUAAGAGCGAUCUAUUUUUUUUCGAUGAUGCGUAAGCCGAGCGGAAAGACACACCCUCCGAGAUACCGCACGGAUUCGGGCGCGACGAGCGAUUCAUCUUGUCGUCCUUUACUCGGCAAAUUCUAAUUGGUCGAGCCCGUGUCAUAUUUUCUUCGGAAUGUGCGCAAUAUAGUUUUGUCAUCAAAUAAUAUUUCUAUCGAUCAACUUUUCCAUUUUAGUCGGGUAUAUAAGAGCGCGUCGUUAGACGUUUUGUUGUAAAAGAAUCUAUCGAGCGUGCGAUGGUGAACGUAACCUUUGUGUUGUAUGGAGAAACGAUUUUCGGUGGAAAUUAAAAACGAGGAGGUUCUUUAUUGCGACGAGUCAAUGUCAUCUACCUCAACCGCAAGCGAGGAGCGUAAUCGUUGGACCGUGAAGAAGGAGGAUAAGCGAUGGAAUUUGGGAACAUAUCAUCUAAGAAGAGAGAUUGGAACUGUAUUUGCGCGAGAGGACUUAUGGAUAAAGACGGUAAUGGCCGUGAGUGAUCGUGGAAGGGAAUAUCUGUCCAGUAUACCAACGUUUUCGUUUCAAGACGCUUUAUUUCAUCACGGAUCGGAUCGGACUUAUAUAUAUCGAAGCGAGCAGACGUGUGAAUCAACGGGUGGAAUUUGAAGUACCGAUCGAUAACGAGGGUUCUACUAUGUGGAUCUCUAGGCAAGAAUCAUGAGUGAUGCUGUCGAAAAUAUGUCUACCGACGCGGUAGUCGAUUUGUCUUGGUUCAACACACUUGUCGAGAACGCAGGCGAUGUCGUCGACGAGGAGGUCGAUCGCCUAUGGGUGGACGAUCUUUUUACGAACGCGGCCAAUAUCAUUGACGAGGAGAGUUAUCUUUUAUGGGAGUGUCGAUGCGAGGAAUGUUUAGCGCGUUGAGAGAGAAAUGUCAACGUCGUCCCGUGAGAACUGGAACGGUAAAUUCUCUCGUGUCUCGUAUUUUGAGUUUAGAGAGAAUAAGGAACGAGUUACGAUAUCGUUUUGCCUGUGCGGGUGCUGGCCUUGGCGAGAGAUCGGGAUUGAUUUGGUCGGAAAUUGAGAUCGCUUUUGACAAACGCGUGUUAACGGGCGCGGUGAUUAAUUCACGUUAUAUCGAACCAAGCGAAUUUCUAAAGGACUCGAGAAACAUGGUGAUUGAGAAGGUGCGCAAACAGUUGGAUAGAUAUUCAUGUCUGAAGGUUAAUACUGUGUUUAACGGGAAAUUCCUUGCCAAAGAUAAGAGCACUGUUAAAAGUAUUACAACCGCGAAUAAACAGCUGUUCGGUUUGACCGAUUUGCGUGAGUGGUACGAAAGAUUUGUGAUCUGUGCUAUUCUUACGUCACUGGAGGAGUUUCAGGAGCGCGAUAGCGGAUGGGCGCUGUAUAAUGAAUUUGAACGUUAAUAUCAAUAAAUGUGAUCCCAUGCAGGCGGGAUGCUGGUGCGAUAUAUCGUCGUACGUAAGACGUAAGAAAGCGGUGGUGAACGUGCGGUCGAACGAUAACGCGUGUUUCGUGUGGACUGUUAUCGCCGCGAUGUUUCCCGUUGAGGAGAAUAAAGAGAGAAGCAGUUCGUAUCCCGAUUAUCGAAUGUAUUUAAAGUUCGAUGGAAUAAAAUUUCCGGUUGCCCUGCGAGACAUUACUAUAUUUGAACGUUUGAACAAUAUAUCCAUAAAUGUGUUUAUGUUUAAGGAACGUGAUAAAAAAAAGAUCAUUCCUCUACGUCUUACGGCUGACAAGAGAAACAUUCACGUAAAUUUGCUAUAUAUCGGAUCCACGACGUAACCAUACGGUGGGUCAUUAUGUUUGGAUAAGCCAGCUCUCGCGAUUGGUCUCGAACGAAAUAAACAAGACUAAAACCAAAAAGUUCAUAUGCGAUCGAUGUUUACAUUAUUUUUAUUCGAUCGAGAAAUUAUCCGAGGAUACCGUGGAUUGCGAAAAGAUGAACGAGUACGCGAUUGUUCUUCCCAAAGAAGAGGAUAAAUGGCUUUCGUUUCGCAACUAUGAUCGAAAGGAGCGACUCCUGUACGUGGUAUAUGCAGAUUUGGAGUGUCUUUUGGAAAAGAAGGACGAGGGGGAAAGUUUUAUGACAACGGAAAAUGGAUUCGGUUAUCAACGCCACAGAGCGUUUAGCGUCGGUUAUUAUGUCAAGUGCACGUUAGGCGAUGAAUCAUCGUCAUCGAUGUAUAUAUCGCAUCGCGGUCAAGACUGUGUUUCGUGGGUUGCGAAAGAAUUGAAUUCUCUAGCGCAUCUCGCGAAAGAUACUCUUGGCACGGUCGCGCCUAUGACGGAGUUGACGAGGGAGGAGACGCGUAGUUUCUCGGACGCGAAGUUUUGUCACAUAUGCGGAAAAAUAUUCCUGACGACGGAUCUGCGUGUACACGAUCGUUGUCAUAUUACUGGACGGUACAGGGGCGCAGCGCAUUCGUAUUGUAAUUUAAAUUACCACAAUUCCUUUAUGAUUCCGGUGUUUUUUCACAAUUUAUCUGGAUACGACGCGCAUUUUAUAAUUAAAGAAAUCGCAAAUGAAUAUGAGGGUAGAGUUGAUUUGUUACCGUUAAACGAAGAGACGUAUAUUUCUUUCACGAAGAAUGUAAGUUCUACGAGAGAGAAAAAAUGGCAUAAUUGCGUAAAAUUGCGAUUCGUUGAUUCUUAUAAAUUUCUAAAUGAAAGUCUCGGUAAAUUGGUGUCGUACCUAGAUAGAGGCGACUUACGAAUAACGCGAUCUAUGUUUUCCGAUGUGGAUGACGAAGAUUUUGAAUUGCUCACGCGCAAAGGCGUGUUUCCGUACGAAUACCUCGACAGCAUCGAUAGGUUGCACGACACGGAGUUACCAUCGCGGGAGACUUUUUAUAGUUCGUUAACGGGAGAGGAGGUGUCCGACGACAAUCACAAGCACGCCGUUAAGGUUUGGCAGCGUUUUAACAUUCAAAAUCUAGGUGAAUACAGCAAUCUGUAUUUGAAAACGGACGUGCUACUCCUGGCGGAUGUCUUUGAAAAGUUUCGCGACAAUAGCAUAGAGAGUUACGGUUUGGAUCCCGCUCAUUAUUACACGUUACCCGGCUAUACGUGGGACGCGAUGUUAAAAUACACGGGUGUUCGUUUUGAACUUCUGACCGAUAUCGAUAUGGUGUUGUUUGUGGAGCGUGGUGUGCGCGGCCUUAGUCAGUGUUCGAAUAGAUACGCGCGUGCUAAUAACAGAUACCUACCGUGUUACGAUUCGUCGCAACCGUCAUCGUUUCUUAUGUAUUAUGACGUAAAUAAUCUGUACGGUUGGGCAAUGUGCCAACCGUCACCGUACUCGUGUUUUCAGUGGCUCGACGACAUUACCAAUUUCGACGUAAUGUCGGUGUCCGCGGAUUCUUAUUUCGGUUACAUUCUGGAGGUAGAUCUCGCGUAUCCGCACGAGCUGUACGACGCUCACGCGGAUCUUCCAUUUUGUCUCGUGCGCGCCACGCCUCCCGAUAAGCGGAACGUCAAGCUUUUGGCCACGCUUCACGAUAAGUCGCAUUACGUCAUACAUUAUCGCAAUUUACAACACUGCCUGCGACACGGAUUGCGCGUAACGAUGAUUCAUCGCGUAUUACGAUUCGCACAAUUUCCAUGGCUUCGCGGUUACUGCGACGUAGCUUUCGUCGGGAACCGCCGGGUCCGAGGAGCUACGCCCAAUUAACAGCAAUAGUUGUCUAAUAGUUCGCGGGUAACGCUUCCUCGCGAGAUCGGUAACGUCCGAAAACGGUAGCCUGCUUGAGCGGUAACUCCGAAAAUGCUCUAAUUUUCUGGGCGCCAGGCGCGGAUUUCCGCGCCGCACAACAAUUAACUAUAAUUCGGUAGCUGGAUAGGAAGCGUCACUAAUGCCGGUGGCUCUUUUCUCGACGUGGUAGAGGGGCGUGGUUCUUUAUUAAUCGAGGGGUAUGGAGAGCUCGGAUCGAGGCAGGUCGUAGAAAAGAAUCGAUACUCAAUUGUUAAUUAAAUAGCAAUUUUAAAAUAUAUUUCGUGAAAGGUAAAGAAAUGCUGUGUCGACGACAAUCGUGGAUCUUACUCCACUUGUUAAUUGCUUAAUUUCAUAGAAAUGGUUAUUACGGAAGCCGGAAGUCGGCACUACAAGAAUGCGGAAACUUUGUUCUUUCUCUACGCGGCGAGAGGCCGUCGGGGCUCUCCGCUCGCCAAUCACUCUAAUUACAAUGUAUUCUAACUCGGUAUUCGCGGUACUGAAGAAAUCAAUUCUUAAUCACAAUAUGACUGUCGGUACUGGCUUUGUCCGAGAGGGACCUACUUAACAAUUAAAUAUUCGGGCCGGUCGGUCCGAUCUUUCGUGCGGCCACGAGACUCUACUUAGUACUUCAAGUCCUUCACACUAAUAAAUCAACAACAGCAAAACGGUAUCGGAUUCGGGUAACCGGUAACACGACAAACGGUAUCCCUUAUCCGGUCCCGCACGAAAGUCGACCGCCUUACCGAAUCUUACGGAAUUCCGCGUGGCUGCCGAGUGAUGGCCUUACAAUAAUCUCUUGACUCUCGUCCGUCGAAGUUGGUCUCAAGGGCUCGUCCUAUGGCACGUACUAUCUCGCCGUCAACCGAACAGUGAGGAGCCCCUGUCCCGCGCCGGCCGGCUCGAGCCGUCGCGCAUGCGCGGACGCUCUUCGAUUUGCUAUCGCUGGAUCCACGUGUUUCCGCGUGAUCCUCGAUCCAGCGCCGCGCUGCCUCGUCCCUUGAACGGCCCGUGCUGAACACGUGCUCCAACCAUGUGCUCCCUGUUUCCGCCGUUUCGGUAGGUCCGGCUGGCCAGGCCGCGACCAAUCCGAUCGGGGUGGCUGGCGGUUCCAUGUCUGUGGCCGCUCUUUCGGUUCGCUGCCCGGUGGUGCGUGCCCACAGCGUGAUCCUAGCUGGGAGCCGUCGUGUCCCCGCGCUGUUAGUCGGCGCGGCCGGUAUCCUUUGCUCAGGGACGGAAACGUUCUGCGGGGCCCGAUGCUCGGCACGGCGGGGAAACUCCUUGAGGGGCGCUCCUUCCACUGUCGAGUGUCCCCAGCAAUUCCCGCGACGGCUGCUCCUCCGUCGCCUCUGACACACUCUUCCGAUGAGCCCUCACUCGGCGCCUUUACUUUAAACGAUUGUUACUACAAUCGGAAAAACGGUAUCGCGGAAGCUAAAAAUAAAAAAUAAAAUAAAGUAACAGUCACAUCCCCCUCGGUUCGGCGAGGAGUCGCCCCCGAUCGACCCUCUCGGUCGGUCCUGUGCCCUUGUGACGGGCGCCCGGAUGCGCCACGUCACAACUCCCCCUUCCCUGGGGAGGACCGAAAAAGGUCUUGAGCUUCGGCGGUCAAGGCUGACCACCACUCUGGCAGCCCCCGGGCCUCAGCCCACGGGAGGCAUUGCUCCAUCCAACAACACCCUAAUUAAAACAGGAAUAGCAGGAAGCUUCUCUUGUAGUCAAACCUCUUCCAAACUUUCCAGAUCCGACAGUAUAAUUCUCACAUUCAUUCAAAGCGUCAUAGACUAGUCUUGCAUUCUCAGUGCCUCUCCUAGCGAUGCAAGGAAGGAAAAAAAAUGAACGGUGACUCCAGCAAUGUAAGAAUAUAUGCUCUUUACUCUAUCUUCUAGAGAUCGUACAAAAAUAAUAACACUAGGCUUCGGUAGCCGGGAGCAAACAAAACAAAUGUUAUUGGCACAGCCGGGCGGUAUCACGAACACAAGAAA
Monomorium pharaonis (pharaoh ant) is the source of this 6215-nucleotide messenger RNA. RefSeq lists its product as uncharacterized. Gene Ontology annotation, molecular function: nucleotide binding; DNA-directed DNA polymerase activity; DNA binding. Gene Ontology annotation, biological process: DNA replication. The record is from RefSeq and is a predicted model, not a curated record. The transcript has 2 exons. Bases 2461 to 4191 code for a protein of 576 amino acids. Lineage: Eukaryota; Metazoa; Arthropoda; Insecta; Hymenoptera; Formicidae.